AUGUACCAAUCUAGGAAGCAGUUUAAGGCUAAAUUAAAAUGGUGUCAAAACCACGAACAGCAAAUUAAGAAUGAUAUAAUUGCCCAACAUCAUUGCAGUAAAAGCUUUGGACCCUUUUGGAAAGCUGUAAAUAAAUUAAAUCACAAAACGAGUGCUCCCGCGACUAUCGCGGGUGUUCAAGACCCUAAGGAUAUAGCCGACCUCUUCCAGAGUCAUUUCAAAGUGGUUUCCCCAUUGGGACCUUCUGCGCGGGUGUUUAAUGCUGGGGCCAUAUCUGAGACUACCUUAACUAUAACUGCAAAGCAGGUGGCUUCUAUAAUAAAAACCAUGGUUAGGGGUAAGUCACCGGGGCACGAUGGUCUCAGCAUUGAACAUCUGCUGCAUGCAGGUGUUCACUUGCCCAGGGUUCUUUCAAUGUUUUACACCCUGUGUAUGGGCCACUGUUACUUACCGGACGAUCUCAUGCGUACUGUUGUGGUCCCAAUUGUGAAGAAUAAGACCGGUGAUUUUUCUGAGCUGUCCAACUAUAGGCCGAUUUCAUUAGCAACCAUUGUAGCCAAGGUGCUGGACAGUGUGCUGGAUGGUUAUUUGAAGGGGCACCUCCGUUUGAAUGACGCGCAGUUUGGCUUCAGGUCUGGAUUGUCUACGGAGAGUGCCAUCAUGUGCCUGAAGCGCACUGUCCAGUACUAUACAGCUGGAAGAACACCGGUUUUCGCGUGCUACCUCGACUUGUCCAGAGCGUUCGAUCUAGUACCAGACACCAGAGGGCGCCACUAG
Molecule: messenger RNA, 777 nt
Organism: Hyposmocoma kahamanoa
Lineage: Eukaryota; Metazoa; Arthropoda; Insecta; Lepidoptera; Cosmopterigidae
Exons: 1
Coding region: 1-777 (258 amino acids)
Source: RefSeq, a predicted model, not a curated record